Aspergillus sclerotioniger CBS 115572 is the source of this 827-nucleotide messenger RNA. Its product is annotated as 2-deoxy-D-gluconate 3-dehydrogenase. The transcript has 4 exons. Lineage: Eukaryota; Fungi; Ascomycota; Eurotiomycetes; Eurotiales; Aspergillaceae. Gene Ontology annotation, molecular function: oxidoreductase activity, acting on the CH-OH group of donors, NAD or NADP as acceptor. The coding region runs from base 1 to 777 and encodes 258 amino acids. The record is from RefSeq and is a predicted model, not a curated record.
AUGGACCUCUUCUCCCUGCACAACACAACCGCCCUCGUGACUGGCGGCACCCGGGGCAUCGGCCAACAAAUGGCCAUUGCCCUCGCCGAAGCCGGCAGCGACGUGAUUCUCAUCCAGAGAGACCCCUCCAACCUCGAAACCAAACAACUUAUUGAAUCCCUUGGCCGCAAAGCACCCAUCUACACUGCCGACCUCUCUUCCCGAGAAUCCGUCUCGGCACUAACCCCCACCAUCCUCGCCGACAACCACGACAUCAACAUCCUAGUCAACUGCGCGGGCAUCCAACGCCGACACCCCAGCCAUCUCUUCCCGGACAGCGACUGGGAUGAUGUCCUCCAAACCAACCUCACCACCAUCUUCACCCUCUGCCGCGACAUCGGCGCCUACAUGCUCACUCGCUCCCCAGACCCUCACGACGGCCACCGCGGCUCCAUCAUCAACGUCGCCUCGCUUGUCUCCUUCCAAGGCGGGAUUACGGUCCCUGCGUAUGCGGCUGCCAAGGGCGGGGUGGCACAGCUCACGAAAGCGUUGUCGAAUGAGUGGGCAUCCCAGGGGAUAAACGUGAAUGCGGUAGCGCCGGGGUAUGUAGCUACGGAGAUGAAUACGGCCUUGUUGAAUGAUGAGAAUAGGGCGAGGGGGAUCUUGGAGAGGAUUCCGGCCGGGAGAUGGGCCACCCCGGAGGAUUUCAAAGGCGUCACGGUGUUUUUGGCGGGACGGGCGAGCAGGUAUGUGUCUGGGCAGGUGGUCGUGGUUGAUGGGGGGUGGAUGGGGAGGUAGUUUACAUCUUACAGGUGGAUAAUGGACCGAUUGGAGCUUGAAUAACCUAG